Messenger RNA from Uranotaenia lowii, 5359 nucleotides. Its product is annotated as probable serine/threonine-protein kinase tsuA. Gene Ontology annotation, biological process: regulation of transcription by RNA polymerase II. The record is from RefSeq and is a predicted model, not a curated record. The transcript has 6 exons. The coding region runs from base 1 to 4878 and encodes 1625 amino acids. Gene Ontology annotation, molecular function: transcription coregulator activity. Gene Ontology annotation, cellular component: SAGA complex. Lineage: Eukaryota; Metazoa; Arthropoda; Insecta; Diptera; Culicidae.
AUGCACAUUCCGCUCGCUGGCUUUGGUAGUGGGGCCUCCGCUACCGCCGCCACGUUUGAUAUUAAUACCGAACAACUCCAGGAGACGAUACGGUGGCCGUAUGAGGAGGAAGAACUGCUCGAAUGUAUCGACCGGGAGGAGCUGCCGCUGAUGCUGAUCGAUAUGCUCGAAAACAAGUGUCCUGGUCUGUUCUACUCGGGUUGUGUCAUCGCGGAGAUACGCGACUAUCGGCAAUCGUUUCCGAUAUUUACCUGUGAUACGUACCACGUGCUGUUGAAGCCGACUAAUCAGACCCUGCUUGCAGAUGUGAACCUUCUAACGGCGGAUGGUGAAUGGAGUGCAGAGGAUAAAGUUGCGCUAGAAAGCCAGUUGGUGUUGGCGACCGCGGAACCGCUUUGUCUGGACCCCAAUCCUGAGGUGGGAAUCAUGACUAUCAAUCAACAGCACCGUCGAUACAUUCUCAAUACCAAUCCGAUACGGAGGCAGGCAAAGAAGUUCUCACAGGUAGCGAUCAAUCGGAAAAGGAAAACGGACCAGUUUACUCAUAACUUUGGUCUUGAGUUGAGCGAUUUCAUGACAAAGUAUAGGGCCAAACCCCGUCAGUACGCUGCGACCAAGCGAAGUGUAGUUAGUUUUACACUGCCCAAGAAGCCCUCGGACGUGAGUCCUACCGUUAGGGUGCCGAACUUGGAAUUACCUGAUCUGACCCCACCCGCUGAGGUAAAUGUGGAGAAGUUUGCGAGGAAAUACGACGGACCUAAGGAGAGUCGGGACUGCAUACCCCAGCUUAUCGAGGAGUACAUUUUGGAGACGGAUCGGGUAGCGAGUCGAGGUGAUACUAGAACCUACCAUAUCAAGUUGUCGAUAUUCCAGCGGCCAUCCAAUUCGGAAUAUCUGGGUGAACUGUACGUGGAUAGAGAUUACAGGGAGAACGAGCGCAAUGGGGAAGCUUGCCAAUUUUCCUUGGGUACUCGAGCGCAUGCACACCGAUACAUACAACAGUUUACGGAGAUAUUCACCGAAGAGGGUAGAAAAUCGGUUAAAAUUACUCAUUUGGUUCCUGGACAAGUUCCCAAGGUAUUGCAUACUGCAGGAAUGCGAGAACAAAAUGUUCAACAGCAACAGCAGCAGCAGCAACAACAACAGCAACAGCAGCAACAACAACAACAGCAACAACAGCAACAUCAUCAGCAACAACAACAAGCAAUUCAACAGCAACAGGCUCAUAUCCAACAGCAAAUUUCUCAAAUUCAACAACAGUUGCAGUCCCACCCUACGCAUGCUUUAAUCACACGACUGCAAACGGCUAAUCCGUCAUUGGUUUCGCAGAUUGCUGCUGCUGGAGGUAACAUAACUAUAAACACCGCCAACCCUGCAACAAUAUCCACGGUUGUUAAUCAGCAGCAGCAACAGCAGCAACAAGUUGUUCAGCAGCAGCAACACACACAGCAGCAAAUCAUAACUGCAGGACCUGCGGCAAACAUCAUAACAAUUGGUGGUCCGUCACCCCAACAACAGCAACAAAUUCAAAUACAGCAACAUCAACAACAGCAACAGUUGGGCAACCAACAGCAUGCGACGCAGCUUCUAACGGCAACUGCUGCCGGUCAUCAGCAAAUUUUCACCACCUGUGAUACCACCAACAGCAAUUCCACUCAACAGCAGCAGCCCGGCAGUCAAGCGACCAUCACUCUACAACAGCAACAGCAGCAACAAUCCCAGCAACAGCAAGCCCAACAGCAACAAAUUCAGCAAAUUCAAACUCAACCACAACAGCAAACGCUUAGCCUCAGCAAUGGGUCGCUUCUACUGGUGCAGCCGACGGGACAGAUUUCCAAUAUAACUACCGCCACCAGUGUCAGCGGCGGUCAAUCGAACGUUGGUCAAUCUGUCGUCACCAAUGUGACCGGGACGCAAAACAUUCAAGGUUUUACCUUUACCUCAGCUUCUCAAACUGCCACUAUCAUAAAUCAAGCUGGUUCAGCCGGAACAACCAAUGCCACCACCAAUCGUGUCCCCCUGUUGGUUCGCCUGGAGAACAAGGCCUCCCAGCAGUUGCAACAGCAGCAACAACAACAACAGCAACAGGUACAGCAAACUCAUCACGUUCAAUCGCAACAACAAAAUCAAAGCACCACCACCACCAUUCAUACAAACAAUCCGGAAAUUAACGCAAUUGCACUCAGUAUAAUGAAUUCGGCAAAUCAAUUUCGACAACAACAGCAGCAGCAGCAGCAGCAACAACAACAGCAACAACAACAACAGCAGCAGCAGCAACAAGCAACCGUUAAAACCAAUUCGAAUGCCGCCAUCAUUAGUUUACUUAACAGUGCACCGGCUGCAAUGACCAACUCCUCCGUACUGGGCAGUAGUCUAACGAUUCCCGUUAGCAAAACACCCGUUGAGAUUCAUCAACAGCAGCAACAGCAAACACAUCCACAACAGCAUACCAUUCACCAUCACCAGGCCACGGGGACAACGACUAUUUCGGGCAGUGCGGCCGCUGCUCUGUUCAACAGUGUCAGUGGUCGUAAAAUACAAAUUCAGCAGCAACCCGGCGGGGCCCAGAGAAUACUCAACCACACCAAUCUAAUUGCGGUCAGCAGCAAUCCGGCGGGCGGUGGGAUCGGGCAAACUCAGCUGAUCAACAUACAGCCAGCGACACAGCAGCAAUCCGGCGAUCAACAGCAACAGCUCGGCCAGAUUCAACAACAUCCCGGCUCGAGUAUCCGGGUUACCAUGUCUGCCCUUGCCUCUCAGCUUGCCUCUCCUCCAGCCAUUCUGACUACAUCGAACCUACCGCAAACGUUCAACGUUGUUGCUGCUACCGGUUCCGGGAAUGUACCAGUUGGGGGUCAAAACUUUUCCAAUACCGCCAAUAGUAAUACCACUAGCAAACUGAUAAUCAAUAGUACAAACCAGAGGAUAUUGAACAUCAACACCAACAAUAGCAACAGUUCAUCGACGGCCGCGGCAGUUGCUGCAGCUCUAGGAGGAGCAAUCCGACGGGUCAGUGGUGCCGCACCGGACGGCAGUGGUGGCAUUCAACUGCAAAUCCAAGGGGCCGACGGUAUUCGAAGGAUAGCCUCGGGUACUGGCAACGAUAUCCAACUGCAAAUCCAAGGCAUAUCUUCACCCGGCAGUGACCAUUCGAAUGCGUCCUCUUCAACGUCUGUUUCGACCGUAAAUCAGUCGAACAACAAUUCAAGCACCGGACCCAACAGCGGGAAUAUAAUCUUUAACAACAUGACAGGACUGAGUGCGCUGCUUGCUUCCACCACUUCACCCUCUUCCCAACAACAACAACAACAGCAACAGGUUGCCGUUUCUGGAGGGAUGAUGGACAAUAGUUCGACACUUGGUGGUGUGGUGAAUCCAUCUAAUCUAGGCACUAACAAUAACACUAGCAACAGUAGUAAUAAUAAUUCAGCAUUAAUCGAAAGACUGACUUCAUCUAGUAAUAUAAACCUAUCCAAUAACCUUCCAAACGCAAGCCCAGGCUUGCAGUUUACAAUACCAUCGCCAAAAACACCCCAACAGCAAUCUCAGCAGCAGCAGCAUUUACAGAUCCAGUCCCCCGCCUCGUCGAUAUCGCCACUCUCUAGUCCUCCACCGACGGUUACGUUGCAGUCCCAGCAACAACAACAACCCCAACAACGGCAGCAAAUUCAACUGCAACAGCAAACACAGCAGCAACCCCACCAGACGACCGUCAACCUACAGGGAUUGAACUUUGCCAGUUUGCACGGUGCUAUGGCGUCCAUUCCCGGACUACAGAACGUGCAGGUUCAAAUACCGGGACUUGCACAGCCGAUUUCGCUAUCCCUUUCUUCCGCUCCGUCCUCCGGCACGGCAACGGCAAAUGUGCUAAACGCACAGAGCAACGCACCCGUUACCGGGGGCACCAAUCAUCACGGGACGACGACCAGCCUGCUGGUGUCGGUUCCGGUGUCCAGUUCCGGCGGUGGAACCUGCACACAACUCGGUACGCUUGGUGCAGCCGGCACAUCCGGUGCAGCUGGUUCUGCAACUGGAUCCGCCAUGGCUGGUGCCACGGCCAACCUUCUGGGUGCCAACUCCCAAACUGCAACUCAAACCGUGGUGCUUGCCAAUCCACAAACCAGUGUUGGCGGAUCCAGUUUGCUUUCUCUGCCCAUCGCUCAAAUUGUUACCUCGGGAAUGAAAGGACUGGGUCAGCAGGGCAUACGGGCCGGAACGCCACUCACGGUCAGCACCGGCCAGCCCGGCCAGCAGAUACAGCUGCUGAACAUUAGCCAGAGACCGCGCAGUGGCCAACUGCCGGUGGUGUCUUCCGUUACCACGCCCAUCACAGCAAAGCAGAUUGCGGCACGCGUGGCCCAGCAGCAGCGCAACAUGGCGGCCGGAUCGACGCUGAAAAUUGCCACCCCAAUCACAGCUACACAUCACGGGCAGCAGCUUGGUCAAACGUUGAACGUGACGACUAGUGCGACUCAAAAUCAGCUGUUAAUGACGAAGCAGCUGCAAUUGAAGUUGCAACAGCACCAGCAACAGGUGCAACAAAACCAGCAGGCACAACAACAGCAGCAGCAAGCCCAGCAAAUUAUCACCACUUCAACUCAACCGGCCACUACUCAGAUACACAUUCAGCAGCAUCCGCAUCUGAAUCAACAGGCCCAACAGCAGCUGCAACAACAGGUGCAACUGCAGCAGCAACAGCAGCAGCAUGCAACCCAGCAGAUCAGCAUCAUAAAUAGUAGUGUGGUGUCGCCGCUGCCGUUGCCCACCAUCACGCCCCCGCCAGCACCGCAACAACAACCUACUCACCACCAGAAUGUGGUCAACGCACUGGCUGCAGGUAAACAUCGGCGAAGGUCUGCAGCGGACAUGAAUAAGUAAGCCGAACCUCAAUCACAGACACAGAAAAACAACCUCCCUCUAGUAACCUAUUUCCUGUAAAAAGUAAAAAAACGAAAAAGCAUAUUAAUUUAUCAUUGGCGAGCGCGCGAAGUGUGAUACUUUAAAAUGUUUUUGUGGGGGCGCGGUAGUGCAUGAUUGUUUGACCACGCAACAACUCGAGGUGUGGAUGAAUUGUGCGCAUCAACCUACGAAGACCACAAACACUCACACACACACACACACAACCUCUCAAACAAAAAACAACAGCUCUUUUAGUCACUCUAGUUGUAAGAACAAAUUAACGUUAAACAAACAUACGGAGCGAAACAAUAAGAAAAAAAACCCACGGUGGCCCUUCGCGUUUUGGUGAGAGGGGCGGCGCAGAUAAACGAAGAAGAAGGAGAUAGAUGAUGGACCUACGUAAGCAGAGUUUAUUUGAAACGAGGAAUAAACAUAGUUUGUUUUUAAUAUUUAAAACUUU